Molecule: messenger RNA, 2001 nt
Organism: Plasmodium vivax (malaria parasite P. vivax)
Lineage: Eukaryota; Apicomplexa; Aconoidasida; Haemosporida; Plasmodiidae
Exons: 1
Coding region: 1-2001 (666 amino acids)
Source: RefSeq, a predicted model, not a curated record
AUGAAAAUUCUUCGAAUUGAUAUGUUGUCAACGGACAGCGAAUUGAGCGAAUCAAAUUUUUACUCGGAUGGCCAGGGGAAGGGCUUAAAAAGGAUGGAAAAAAAAAAUACGAAUUGGGGUUUGUACAACCCAGGCAGUGAUGUAGACAGUGACAAGGAGUAUUUUAGUGACUGUUUUGAAGCAGGCACCAAAGAGUUGCCGAAUGAGGGGGAAUUUUUUAACGAAAGUGACACCCCUGAGGAGGGUAAAAAGUGCACGCUUGACAAUCGUGCAGGUGACAAUCGUGUAGGUGACAACCGCGCAGGGGAUAAUGGCACAGAGGACAGUGCCGCAUGCGGCCAUGGAGACGACGACUUAACGAGCGAUUUGGAAAACUUCCAAAGCUUCGACUUAAGCGCGUCCGACGUGGACUACAAAAGACUUGGGGAAAAGGAAAAAAUUUUCGAGCAGUACAAAAUUAAUAUAAGAACAGAAUCGGACAUAUCUUUUGAGGAAGAAAAAAGUUUUAGCCACAGCAUAGAACUAAGCGACAACGCAGAAGAGGUGCAAAGUAGGCCAUUGCACUUUUAUGGCGAAGAGUCGAAUGACAAACUGUUAGGAAGUGCAGAAAGAGGGGAGCAUUCUCUCGAUCUAAGAAAUGAUUCUGAAAGUGAAGUGGGCGAAAGGAGUGACCCUUUUGAAGGGGCAGAGGGGUUAACCAGGAAGAUAGAUGAUUCAAAUGAGGAGGAAACAGAGGGGGAGAGGGAAAAUCACAGGAAGGACGAAGCGGACGUGGAAGAAGAGCCAAAUGAAAAACAAAUAGACACAGGAACAGAUGAGCAAGACGGAGAGAGUGAAUCCGGGAAUGACACAAAAUUUGGCGAAACGGAGAAAACGGUGGAGGCGAGCGAAACAUCGGAGAGGGGCGAAAAUUUUAAUUAUAGCAAUAGUAACUCCAAAAAGGAACACGUGAACAAAAUGAGCUUAACCAGUGAGAAAAGGGAAACGAUUACUGAGGGGGAGGACCGCCCAGAUGGAAAUCACUCAUUUGUGCUUGUAGGGGGCGUAAGGGAUGGGAACCCCUCACACAGGGGUGCAGAUAAAGCGGAGAAGCGCGGUGGUGAAGUGAAAGAACUGGACGUGGCAGGAAAAGCGGGCCGUGUGCGAGACGCCGAAAGGAAGCCCAACCGAUUCCAUCCCCAAAGAAAUUCCCCCCUUUUUGACUAUUACUCCAGGGGGAAGAACGCGCAAAAUGGCGAAUGGGAAAGAAACCAGGACAACCAAAAUACGUACGAGCUGCUGAGCAGCAGCGCCUGCGAAAAGAGCGAGAUGGGGGACUGGCUUAGCAGUGAGCCUGAAAAUGGUGAUGGGGAUGGCGAUGACGAUGAAAUGAACCGUGAUGGUGGCAAAUAUAGGCACUAUCAGCAGCAGAACUUUUUUGCCAAAGAGCGGGGCCCCCAAUGUCUCUCCCCGCAUGGGAAAAGAAACAGCCUGGACAAAUCUGGCCAACAUAAAAUUUUCUUAAAAUCACCCCAAAUUCGGAAGCAAAAUUUUAGUGAGCCCCCUGAACAGUGCAGGCAAAGUGAAAAAAGAAAUGCACCUAACAGUAAGGCUGACCAUUACAUCUACACGUGCAGGCAGAAGAGUCGAGAAGGCAAAAACGACUUUAAUUAUCCUAAUUGCUAUAUGCCUCCGAAGAAGCCAAAUUUAUACGGGGAAAAGUUUUAUGAACGUAGGAAGAUGAGAGCACCCAGAAGUGUGAGCAAGCGGUCGGUUGGCGUUCAGAUAAAUUUGAAAGCCAAAAAAGAAUACAAAAAAAAGGGGAACACGAAAAGCGAAUGCUACAUUCCAAGUUCCCGAAGGGUGAAGGUAAAAAUACCCGUGUUCGAACUGAAACGGGUGGAGAUAAAGAAUUACGAUUUUGAUGCAGUUCUGGUGAAGGAUGGACGGGUUGUUCCACGGAAAAAGGAUCCCGCACGGGAAUUUCUCCGGGCCUACAUUUCGUACGUGAACGAGCGUUAG